AUGGAAGGUAAAUUGUGUGUCUUGGUUAAUAUGGGUAAUUGUGUACAUCCCUUGUUUGCAAGUUUAUCUGCAAGGUCGUUGUCAGAGUUAUUGGAGUAUCCCUUUACUUUUUUUGCGUUGGGAGUAAUUAUUUCUGUUAGUUAUGUUUUUGUUAAAGCCUUGUAUGGCUGCUUGGCUAUUAGUAAAUAUGUUGAUAUGACUAUUG
Ambispora leptoticha is the source of this 205-nucleotide messenger RNA. NCBI's taxonomy places the organism in Eukaryota, Fungi, Glomeromycota, Glomeromycetes, Archaeosporales, Ambisporaceae. The record is from the annotation of a GenBank genome assembly.